Molecule: messenger RNA, 365 nt
Organism: Didymodactylos carnosus
Lineage: Eukaryota; Metazoa; Rotifera; Eurotatoria; Philodinida; Philodinidae
Source: the annotation of a GenBank genome assembly
AUGGAAGAAAGCAGUGAAGAAGAUACGGAAAAACAAGAAGGGAUAGGGGUAAAUCACUCGAGAGUUUCGGGGCCAGUUUAAAUAAUAAUCAAUAAUAAAAAUGAAAACGAAAAGUGCGAAAGUUGAGGACUAGAAACGCCUCGUCUUCUCAAUAAAUUCAACGACCGAAUUGAAAAUAAUCAAUCUCUGAUCUUCAUCUCUAUCAGUCUCAUACAAUAGCAAUGUCCUAACGUCAAAUUGAGUUAGAAAGCUCAAUUUUUUCCUCAUUUGUCUUCUUGCCCGUUUAUAAACAGUGCAAUCUAAUAAAUAAUGUUGUAUCGUUUCGUUGAUCCGACAGGUAGGACAAAGUGGAGAAGAAACACACU